AUGUACAAUAACAUUAAGCUUAUAAUCACAUCGUAUACCUAUUACACGGUGUUACCUUAUUGUUACCCUAAUCUCCUCUACACAGCUGCCAUCAAACCAAAUCUCAUCCAUCUCUGUUUAUCUCUUCAGCCCUACGACGUCAGGUGUUCUUCCCUGACUCCGGCAACAUCACACACAAGCAGCACACCACCACCUAUCUCCACCAAAGAUGCAAUCGACACCCUGGAAGUCCACCGUUUCCGUCACCGCUGUCCGCCACUUCUACCUUCUGUCAAGACGAGUAGCCCUAACCCUAUCCCGCCGCCACGAUCAACCACUGAUAGAUCUCGCCGGCCGGCCGUUAGUUCAUCAUCUGCAACCGGAUUUCCAACAACGGAAGGGGCCACGAUGGGCCCAUCUAAAGCUUCUAUGGCGAUGUACAACCUCAAAGAUGCAUACAGUUUAUGGGAUAUAUUAAACACUUCCCCUGUUUGGCAAGAUCGAAUUUUUCAUGCUCUUGCUGCUCUCUAUGGCAAUGGUCGUCAUUCUGCACUUCACAUAGCUUCUUCCAAUGGCCGGAUCGAGAUUAUUUCUAUGGUUUUGGACGAUUAG
This is a messenger RNA of Lactuca virosa, 591 nucleotides long. The record is from the annotation of a GenBank genome assembly. Lineage: Eukaryota; Viridiplantae; Streptophyta; Magnoliopsida; Asterales; Asteraceae.